AUGGAGUUGGGCGUAGUGACCUUUCUUCUCGACGGAUUGCGCUUGCUGGCAGGAGAAGUACACAUGAUACCAGGCAUUCAUGGACAUAUCGAUAAUCUCAGACUUGAAUUAGAGAGCAUUUACAUGAUCUUAAAGGAAGCUUAUACAAGGCAACAGAGCAACACAAGCGUGAGUCCAUGGAUAAGAGCGGUUGGGCAACUAGCUUUCGAGAUUGAAGAUGUUAUAGACAAGUACAAGCUUUAUGCCGCUCGACAGUCUUCUAAGCCCUUGAGGAACCUGAUAUCUUUCCACUCUAUAGGCAAACAAAUAGAAGAUAUUCAGAAAAGAAUCAAUGACAUCAGGCAAAUAAGAGAAAGAUACAGAGAAAUCAUUUCAAGUCAAGCCCAAGCUAGUUCUACUACUACCUCAAUCGAAACACGACAGUUUCCCAAAGUGGCUUGCUUGUUCCUAGAUGAUCCUCAGAUUGUGGGCUUUGUUGAACCAGCAAACCAAUUGGUUUCUUGGAUAGGGGAACCAAUAUCAAUGACUGCUGUGAUCUCCGUGGUUGGAAUGGGAGGAACACAAAGAUCAAGGAUCUACCCAAGUCGGUUUGGUAAGCUUGUAAACCUUGAAACAUUGGAUCUUAAGCAAACAUAUAUCACCGAAUUGUCUUCUGAGAUUCUCCAGCUUCAUCGACUACGCCAUCUUCUGAUUUAUCGGUACGACUUUCUAAACUAUGCGGCUUUCGGUUGUGUUAGAGGUUUUAGUGUGCAUGGGAGAAUUGGUGGCUUAACUACUUUGCAAAAGCUGGCUUUUGUAAAAGCAAGCAUGGAAACCCGAAUAAUUGAUGACCUGCAAAAUUUAACCCAAUUAAGGAAAUUGGGGAUUGUUGAAGUUAGAAGGGAAAGUGGGGAAUAUUUGUGUCUCUCUAUUGAAAAAAUGCAGAGCCUUCAUACAUUAAGCAUAACAUCAGAAAGCAUGGAGGAAUAUCUAGAUCUAAACACACUGUCUCAUCCCCCUCGCCAUCUUCAACGUUUAUAUCUAAAGGGGCAGCUUGAAAGGAUGCCCAGAUGGAUUUCAGAACUUCAAAACCUGGUCAGGAUACGUCUGAAGUGGUCAAAACUAAGUGAUGAUCCCACUGAAGCCCUUCAAGAUUUGCCUACCCUAUUGGAUCUUCAAUUGCUUGAUGCCUACACUGGAUCUGAGUUGCUCUUCUCUGAAGGGAAAUUUAAGAAACUUAAGAUAUUGGAAUUUAAUCAACUGCGUAACUUGAGAAAGGUGAUGAUGGACAAUGGCACAUUACCCCAGCUUCAGAAACUAAUUAUAAGAUCAUGCCCAUUGUUAACAGCAGUGCCUAUAGGAAUUGACAACCUUACCCAGCUAGAGGAGCUUUACUUGCAUGAUAUGACUGAAACAUUCAUAAAUGGGAUUCAAAAGAAUGGAGGUAAAUAUCGUCGGAUGGUCAAUCACAUCCCAAUCAUUCAUUCUUACUCUCUUGGUUCUUUCACAAAUCUUUCAUGA
This is a messenger RNA of Nelumbo nucifera (sacred lotus), 1500 nucleotides long. The record is from RefSeq and is a predicted model, not a curated record. NCBI's taxonomy places the organism in Eukaryota, Viridiplantae, Streptophyta, Magnoliopsida, Proteales, Nelumbonaceae.